This is a messenger RNA of Racocetra fulgida, 1289 nucleotides long. The record is from the annotation of a GenBank genome assembly. NCBI's taxonomy places the organism in Eukaryota, Fungi, Glomeromycota, Glomeromycetes, Diversisporales, Gigasporaceae.
AUGAACAUCUCCUCUCUAAUAUUGAAUUGGCUCGUUAUUCUGUUCCUACUCCAGUUCAAAAAUAUUCAAUACCGAUCGUAUCAUCUGGUCGUGAUCUUAUGGCUUGCGCACAAACGGGUUCUGGUAAAACUGGUGGUUUUUUAUUCCCCAUUUUGUCGGAGCUUUUUAAACAUGGUCCAUCAGAACAACCUGGUUCCCGUGGCAUGUAUCGUAGUCGCAAAGCUUAUCCAGUUGCAUUGGUCCUUGCGCCGACACGUGAAUUAGCUAUGCAAAUUUAUGAUGAAGCACGAAAAUUCGCCUAUCGUUCUUGGGUAAGACCGUGUGUUGUUUAUGGUGGCGCUGACAUUUCUUCCCAAUUAAGACAAAUUGACCGUGGAUGUGAUCUUUUGACUGCCACUCCUGGACGGCUUGUGGAUUUAAUUGAACGUGGCCGCGUAAGUUUAUCCCAAAUACGAUAUUUAGUUCUUGAUGAAGCUGACCGUAUGUUAGAUAUGGGAUUUGAACCUCAGAUUCGUCGUAUAGUAGAAAAUGAAGAUAUGCCUAACGUUAAUGAUCGACAAACGCUUAUGUUUAGCGCCACUUUUCCUCGAGACAUUCAAGUUCUGGCUCGUGAUUUUUUGAAGGAUUAUGUUUUCUUAAGUGUUGGCCGUGUCGGUAGUACAAGUGAAAACAUUACUCAAAAGAUUGAAUAUGUUGAAGAUGAUGAUAAACGAUCGGUGUUAUUAGAUAUCCUACAUGCCCAACCAGAAUCUGAUCAUGGACUUACAUUAAUCUUUGUUGAAACGAAGCGCAUGGCUGAUAUGUUAUCAGAAUUUCUUGUUCAAUCAGGUUUUCCUGCUACAUCGAUUCAUGGUGAUCGAUCACAGCGUGAACGUGAACGUGCUUUAGAAUCUUUUCGUACGGGUCGUACACCUAUCAUGGUGGCGACUGCUGUGGCCGCCCGUGGGUUGGAUAUUGUUAAUGUCACUCACGUCAUCAAUUAUGAUUUACCCACUGAUAUUGAUGACUAUGUACAUCGAAUUGGUCGUACUGGACGCGCUGGUAACGUUGGAAUAUCAACGGCAUUCUUUAACCGUGGUAAUAAAGGGAUUGUUAGAGAAUUGAUUGAACUGUUAAAAGAGGCUAACCAAGAAAUUCCUCCCUGGUUGGAAACUAUUGCAAGAGAGACAUCAAAUUAUGGUUCUCGUGGCUCUAGUGGUCGUGGUAGAGGCCGCGGUCAAAAUCGUGAUUAUCGUAAAUUUGGUAGUAAUAGUGAAAGAGGCAGUUAUGGAACUGGUGGUAAUGAGUAA